AUGGCCUCCAUUGCCGCAUCCUCUGCCGCCCCCGUCAUUCCCCGCGCGAGCGCACCGCGGGGAGCCCGUUGCGCCGUAUCCGCGCGCCUACCGCGCCACGGCCUCGCCUCCGCCUGCCCGCUGCAGCUGCGGAGCACAACCUCCGCGUGGUCGCGGAAACCCGCUUCCGCCGUUUCCGCGCGGCCGGGAGUUGCACGCGCGGUGGUGAUUGAGUCGCUCCCGCGCGAGUUCGGCCUGGUGGUGCUGACUGCUGCUGCUAGCGCUGUGCUGACGCAAUGGCAGAUGAUCGAGGUGGCGAAGCAACGGAGGGCCAGCAACGUCCCGUACCCCAAGAUGUACGAGGACAAGGAGGACAGCCUGUUCAACUGCUACCAGCGCGCCCACCAGAACACCCUUGAGAGCUACCCCGCCUUCCUCUCGCUGCUCCUCAUUGCCGGCUAUGCCUAUCCCAUUACCGCCUCUGCGUGUGGAAUGGUGUGGGUCAUCGGCCGCGUCUUCUAUUCACUCGGCUACUACACCGGAAACCCGCGCAACCGCGUGCAGGGCAUGUGGGGCACGUUCGGCCUGCUCGGUCUCCUUGUUACGGCAGGAGUGUUUGGGGUGCGACAGCUGCUGUGA
Closterium sp. Naga37s-1 is the source of this 618-nucleotide messenger RNA. The record is from the annotation of a GenBank genome assembly. Lineage: Eukaryota; Viridiplantae; Streptophyta; Zygnematophyceae; Desmidiales; Closteriaceae.